Molecule: messenger RNA, 1252 nt
Organism: Fopius arisanus
Lineage: Eukaryota; Metazoa; Arthropoda; Insecta; Hymenoptera; Braconidae
Product: ribosome biogenesis protein BRX1 homolog
Exons: 4
Biological process (GO): rRNA processing; ribosomal large subunit assembly
Cellular component (GO): nucleolus
Molecular function (GO): rRNA binding
Source: RefSeq, a predicted model, not a curated record
CUUUCUCACAAACGUCGGUGAUAUUUUUUCUGUGUAGCUCUCGUGCCACUGGCGGAAUUAUACCUCCAUAUCUUUAGGUUAUGCCAUGUGGACUGCUGGGGACCCUAGGGCCCAUUUUUGUCCCCAGAGUAAACUUUAACCUAUAAACCACGUGCCAAACAACAAUUCUCUCUCUGAAGGAUAAUAAUUGUUUUCAUCUGUGAAAAUGGGUAAAAAGUCAUUGAAACGAAAGAAGGAGCAGGAGAAAGUGAGUGUUGUUAAACCUGAAGAGGAUAUGGAAGUUAUUCCAGCAAAAAGAUUCUCUGACGAACCACCGAUUAAAAGGGAGAGAUGGACGAAUCGUCAAAGAGUACUAGUAUUCGCAUCCAGGGGUAUAAACCAUCGGGAUCGUCACCUGAUGGAGGACCUGAAGUGCCUGAUGCCUCAUCACCGGACAGAAUCAAAAAUGGAAAGGCAGAAGAAUCUGCAGGUCGUCAACGAGAUCUGCGAGUCGAAAAACUGCAAUAAAGCUGUUUUGUUCGAAGGGAGAAAGAAGAGGGAUCUAUACAUGUGGUUUUCAAACGUUCCCACUGGUCCUUCAGUUAAAUUUCUGGUUGAAAAUAUCUAUACAAUGGGAGAACUUAAACUCACAGGCAAUUGUCUGAAAGGGUCUCGUCCAAUCCUCUCAUUCGAUGAGAAUUUCACGACAAAUCCUCAUUACGCUCUUCUCAAGGAAUUAUUUACCCAGAUAUUCGGAGUUCCGAAUCAACACCCUAAGAGCAAGCCAUUCUUCGAUCAUGUGUACACAUUCAGCGUUUUAGAUAAUAGAAUAUGGUUCAGGAAUUUCCAAAUUCUGACUGAGGAUGGUGGACUGGCAGAGAUUGGUCCCAGAUUUGUUUUGAAUCCUGUGAAAAUUUUUUCCCAGAGUUUUGGGGGUGAAACACUCUGGGACAAUCCCUUCUACAUCUCCCCAGCGAAAUAUCGUCAGACAAUCAAUAAAAAGGCUGGAGGAAAAUACAUAAAUAGGGUCCAACAGAAAGUGGCGCAGAAGGUUAAUAAACCAGAGAUUUCCUAUGCCAUGAAUCCCCUGGAUGAUAUAUUCAAGGGAGAAGCACUCGAGAGGGCUAAGGAGCUCGAGGAAAACGAGGUAGAGGGCCUGUCCACGAAGACAACUGGGGAGGAAUCCGUCGAUCCUUUCAAGGGCAAAUCCCCGGCUGAGAUCAGGAAUCUGGAAAAGAAAGCAAUCAAGAACUUCCAGAAGCUGGCGAAGAAA